AUGCCCUCCAGAGUUCGACCAUCCCAGAUCUCAGGCCUCCAAUCCAUGAGCCCAUGCAGCCCAUAUUGCUCAACGUCCCUUACUACCGCGCCCCCGCGUGUGGCUAUUUCCCCGGAAACGGAUCCUCAGGACACCGCCUGGUUGACAAUCAUCGAACAGUCCUCAUCAGAAACCAAGACAGCCCGAGCUUCUCACUGCUUCUGGCCCGUAUUACUCUGUACCUUCUCACCCAGCACCGGCACGCCUCUGCCUCAAAACCAUUUGUCCUACAGCCUAACAUCCACAGCGGGACGAGUACGGAUGCUGGGAGCCUGCCGCCUGCCGAGAAGCCCAAGCCAUCGACGUCACUGUGGUCCACGAGGUCUUUAA
Molecule: messenger RNA, 369 nt
Organism: Colletotrichum costaricense
Lineage: Eukaryota; Fungi; Ascomycota; Sordariomycetes; Glomerellales; Glomerellaceae
Exons: 1
Coding region: 1-369 (122 amino acids)
Source: RefSeq, a predicted model, not a curated record